AUGCAUGUCUCAACACUUUGCGUAUGCUUGCUCGGUGCCAUUUGGGCACAGGGACGAUCAGUUAGCGAUGCUACACGUACUUUUAUACCGUUCCAGUUAGUCAACGGUACCUCGACCGCGGAAAUCAUAUCCCAAGCAGGCAAUCUCGACGGGCCAAAGUUGAAGCCCGGCGUCAACGACACGACAUUCGAUUGGUGGUACUUUGACGCAGUCUCCACAACCUCAAAGAACGAAUCGCUCACUAUCGUCUUCUACAACUCCGGUCCCAGCAGUUUGGGCAACCCUGGCGGUCCGCUUAGUGUCCAGAUCUCGGGAGUCCUUGCUAACGGUACCACCUUCGUGACCGCUGUUGAUGCAACUGGAGGUACGACCGUCGAAAACGACAACAACAACGGGAUCUUCUCCAUCUGGAACGGCGCUGGUGCGUCCUUUGCGGGAACUAGCCUAGAGCAUGACAGCCCUGAGUAUACCGUCACCGUCAACAACCCAGCAAUUGGCGUCAAUGGCACGCUCAAUCUUAGAUCGUUGUCCCCUCCUCAUUACCCCUGCGAUAUAAACAGACCAGGCAUGUCCCAAGAAAUCAUCCCUAAUGUGUACUGGUCCAACGCAGUGCCCGACGCCGUUGCAACCGCAGAUUUCACUAUCGCAGGAAGUUCGCUCAGGUUCACGGGCAAUGGCUAUCACGACAAAAAUUGGGGCUCCACUAUUCUGAGUGACACUUUCGACACUUGGUAUUGGGGCCACGCACGCCUUGGUCCAUACUCGCUCGUCUGGUUCGACACUCUGACACAGGACGGAAAGGAGCACUUCUCGUCAUGGAUCACCAAGGAUGGCAAGAUUUUGUCCCAAAGUUGCCAGCCAAAGUCGGUUAUCGUCAGGCCAUGGGGAGACAACAGCGAGUAUCCCCCGUACCCUAAGUUGGCUGCGCCGUCAGGCUAUACUAUUCGCUACGACCUUGAUGGGGGUAGCUCGUUUGUUGCCAAUUUCACCAGGGAGAACAUUCAAUUGUCGACUAACACCUACAAGAGAAUGACUGGGACGAUUGUAGGCGGUGUCGAGGGUGGCGAACAGUAUGAGGGUCAGUCGCUAUGUGAGCAGUUCCAAUACUAG
Molecule: messenger RNA, 1110 nt
Organism: Colletotrichum spaethianum
Lineage: Eukaryota; Fungi; Ascomycota; Sordariomycetes; Glomerellales; Glomerellaceae
Product: tyrosinase ustQ
Exons: 3
Coding region: 1-1110 (369 amino acids)
Source: RefSeq, a predicted model, not a curated record